AUGGGAAAGAACUUGUCAGAAGACUACGCUUUGUCUUUGAUCCGAAAAUGGGAUGGCUUUAGAAAUCUGGAGAACAAAAGCAAGGUUAAAGAGGUAUGUUUUACAGUAGUAAGCUGUAUUUUUACUGCAUAUUGAUUACUGAUUUUUUUGUUUUUAUUGUAUUAUAAACAACAAAUUAUAACUAAAUUAAUUCAAGUAACAAAAAACUUUCAAAAGUGUUUUAGGUAUCAGUCCAGCCCUUAUCAAUAGAUGAACUAGGCUAUUUGUCGAUUGUUUACAGUGCCAAAGUUACAUUUGAAGAUGGCUCAACGUUUCCAUAUAUCAUUAAAACACCAUGCAUUGAUCGGUUUACCGGGACAAUGGAUGAUGAAAAAGGUUUCAGUGAUAUGGAUGAGUUCUUGUUUACAUGUCACAACCGUGAAUGUAAAAUGUAUCAGAUACUCAGUAGCAUCGAUGUCAAGGUUCCAAAGCUAUUUGCUUCUAAGGUAGGAAAAAAAAUCAGAUUUGAGCUUAUACUUUGUUUUAGAGCUGAACUUUUGCUUUGGCAUAAGCUUAUGUUUGGGUUAAGGUGGCUAGAACUUACGCCAGGACUUAGGCUAGAGCUUAGACUAGAGCUUAAGAUUUAAGAUUGGGCUUAGGCUAUGUAGAUUAGGUCUUGGGUUUAAAAUUAAGCUUAAGCUUUGGUUUAGGAUCAAGCUCAAGCUCAAGUUCAAGCUCAUCUUUAGUUUCAGGCUCAGGCUCAAGCUCAGGUUGAGGCUCAAAUUUAGGCUCAGGCUGAAGCGGAAGCUGGAGCUAAAGCUAAAUCUCAAGCUCAAGCUCUAUCUCAAACUCAAGCUCAAUUUCAGGCUCAGGUUCAGAUUUCGGCUUGUGCUUAUGUUUAGACCUAAAUUUUAAGCAAAGUAUUAGCCUAGGCUUUAGCUUAUAGUCAAGUUUAAUUUUGCUUUUGGAUUUAAAAAUUUACUUUAACUUCAGGAAGCCACUCUUCAAGACAAAAACGGUUACUUAGUAAUGGAAUCAUUCAUCGAUAAAGCUACAAUAAUGUCACCUGUAUCGCAAAUUACACCAAAACAGAUCCUUAGUGUAGCCUCUAACUUGGGUAAAAUACGGGCUGAACUUGAGAAGCUAGACCAAAACCAGUGGAAUGAAUUGAAUGACACUUUUCGAUUGGACAGAGAUUUGGUCGGCGAAAUGAUGGAGCCUAAUAUUGAAAAGCUAUUGAAGUACGAUCAUGACACUUUUUACCCACUGUGCCGGAAGCUGAAGCCUUAUUCUGGGCAGAACUUCUUCGAAUAUGUUUUACAGACCAGAGCUAAAGACUUGGGUAAGAUGUUUUUGAAUUUUUUAUACUAAAGCACUUUUUAAAUACCUUAUCCAUGCCUACCUCAAUAUCUUAUUUUCAGGCGUAGAGUGGCUGGUUCACUCCGAUCUUCACGGUGGUAACUUGAUGUUCAAAAACAACCCAGAUGGCAGUAUUUCACCAGAAUUGGCCACCAUAAUCGACUGGCAAUCCGGCUUUUCAGGCAAUUCUUUGUUUGACCUAGCCAGAUUCGCUUGCAUAUCAGCCGACGCUGACAUACGACGAGGUUGUGAAGAAGAAGCUGUUAACUCCUACUAUGACAGUUAUAUUAAACACUCUAAGAACCCGAAUCCAAAAUUCACACGAGAAGUUUGCCAAGAGCUGUAUGAGUUAGGAGUAAUCUUGGAGGGGGUGGAGUGGCAGAUUAUAUUUGCCUUUUUUGGAAACAACCCUCCAGGCAAUAACGAAGGACAAAUUGAAGCUAUCAGGGCUAAAAUGGCAUUAAGAGCACGACUUGGAAUGGAAGAUGCGCUGAGUUUGAUAGAAAAACAUAAUUGUAAACAAAUUGUGGAUAAGUUACCGAGCAAAGUGUUUUUGUGA
Molecule: messenger RNA, 1897 nt
Organism: Bursaphelenchus okinawaensis
Lineage: Eukaryota; Metazoa; Nematoda; Chromadorea; Rhabditida; Aphelenchoididae
Source: the annotation of a GenBank genome assembly